Caenorhabditis bovis is the source of this 1212-nucleotide messenger RNA. The record is from the annotation of a GenBank genome assembly. Lineage: Eukaryota; Metazoa; Nematoda; Chromadorea; Rhabditida; Rhabditidae.
AUGACGAUAUCUUACGAUGAGGAGUUCUCCUCGUUAAUGCUAAGAUGGAGAGGAUCGAUUUGGAAAGCGGUUCUAAAAGAUCUGAUUGGUUUUUACAUUGCCUACUAUGUGGUGCUCGCGUUCCAGUUUUACCUUCUCGAUGAAAAAGGCAAAGAAUAUUUCACGGGUUGGAUUAUUUGGUGUGAAAUCGGCGCCCAAUACAUUCCAUUGUCAUUCCUGCUCGGUUUCUUCGUCUCCGUCAUCGUCGCCCGCUGGUGGGAGCAAUUCAACUGGAUCUCGUGGCCCGACAAAAUGAUGAUCAUGGUGUCGGCGUGUCUGCCCGGCAACGAGAAUCUCGCGAUUCGUCAAACAAUCGGACGAUGGAGUAGUUUGCAGGCGGCCAUCGCUUGGUCGGGUGUCUCCAUCAAAACGCUGAAGAGAUUCCCAACUGAACGCCACUUGGUGGCGUCGAAGCUCAUGACAGAGCAGGAGUACGACCUCUACAUGAACACUGAAGCUCCACAUGGCAAAUGGUUCAUUCCGAUCAUGUGGAUCGUCAAUCUUAUAAAGAAGCAAAAGCAGAAGGGCGUCAUCGACUCGAUUCAAAUGGAAAUGCUUCUUAAGCAUGUGUACAGCUAUCGUGACGGCUUCGCCAUGCUGUUCGUCUAUGAUUGGAUCAAAAUCCCGCUAGUGUACACCCAGGUCGUCGCCAUCGCCACCUAUGGUUAUUUCUUCAUUUGCUUGAUUGGCCGCCAACCGAAAUUGGAUCAGAAAUCGAUGGAGAAGGAGAUCACGAUUCUGUUUCCCAUCUUCACCACAUUCCAAAUGCUCUUCUAUCUCGGUUGGCUCAAAGUCGGACAAUACUUGAUGAAUCCAUUCGGCGAGGACGACGACGAUUUCGAGCUCAACUAUGUGCUUGAUCGCAACACCGCCAUCGCUCAUCUCAUGGCAACGGAGCUCGCCGAUCAGCUGCCCGAAAUCGACGCGCCCGCGUAUCCGGCUGUGCCGCACACGAGAGCCUCGUUCAAAAUUCAAGACGUCAUACCGAAAUCGCAUUUGGCCGGAUUCCGAUUGUCCGACACCGAAAUGAAGCUGAUCAAGCCCGAAGAUCUGCAGGAAAGUGAGAAGCUGCUUGAACAAACCAAUACCAACAAUCGCAGAAGAUUGGGAACAUUGGUUAGAGCUUUGGACAAAAAGAACAAGAAUGGAAAUGCAAUUGAAGAAGACGACUAG